GGACAGGCACCCAGCAAAGGAUUCUCCAUUGAAAUCUGCUUCAAACAUCUCUGCUCACCUGGUGUGUUCUGAGUAAAGGGUCAUCAUGAGUUCGGACCCAGAAAUGGAGUGUUUCGGCGCGGCGGCCGUGUACCUCCGGAAGCCAGAAAGGGAGAGAAUCGAAGCCCAGAACACGCCAUUCGACGCUAAAACAGCGUACUUCGUAACUGAGCCGGCGGAGAUGUACCUUAAAGGAAAACUUGUGAAGAAGGAGGGUGGCAAAGCCACAGUGGAGACUCUGUCUGGAAAGAGCAUAACCGUGAAGGAUGAUCAAAUCUUCCCCAUGAACCCUCCAAAGUUUGAUAAGAUUGAGGACAUGGCCAUGAUGACCCACCUCAGCGAGCCUUCCGUGCUGUAUAACCUCAAAGAGCGUUACGCAGCCUGGAUGAUCUACACCUACUCAGGGCUGUUCUGCGUCACUGUGAACCCCUACAAGUGGCUCCCAGUGUAUGAUUCAGGGGUUGUAGCAGGAUACAGAGGGAAGAAGAGGAUUGAGGCCCCGCCCCACAUCUUCUCCAUCUCUGAUAACGCCUAUCAGUUCAUGCUCCAAGACAGAGAAAACCAGUCGAUCCUGAUCACAGGAGAAUCCGGUGCUGGAAAGACUGUCAACACCAAACGUGUCAUCCAGUACUUUGCAACAAUUGCAGUUGCUGGAGGGAAAAAGGCUGAGCAUACGUCUGGGAAAAUGAAGGGGUCACUGGAAGAUCAAAUCAUUGCAGCAAACCCCCUGUUGGAGGCCUAUGGUAAUGCCAAGACUGUGAGGAAUGACAACUCUUCACGUUUUGGUAAAUUCAUCCGAAUUCAUUUUGGGACAACUGGAAAGCUGGCUUCAGCUGAUAUUGAAACUUAUCUGCUGGAGAAAUCUCGAGUGACGUUCCAGCUGUCUGCUGAGAGAAGCUACCACAUCUUCUAUCAACUCACAACAGGCCACAAACCUGAGCUCAUAGAGGCUCUGCUGAUCACCACCAAUCCAUACGACUAUCACAUGAUCAGUCAGGGUGAAAUCACUGUCAAGAGUAUCGACGAUGUUGAAGAAUUCAUCGCCACUGAUACUGCCAUUGACAUCCUGGGCUUCACACUGGAAGAGAAGGCUAGCAUGUACAAGCUGACUGGAGCGGUGAUGCAUCACGGCAACAUGAAGUUCAAGCAGAAGCAGCGUGAAGAGCAGGCUGAGCCUGAUGGCACUGAGGUGGCCGAUAAAAUCGCCUACCUCAUGGGUCUGAACUCUGCUGAUUUGCUCAAAGGAGUGUGCUACCCCAGAGUGAAGGUCGGGAAUGAGUAUGUUACCAAAGGUCAAACAGUUCCUCAGGUCAACAACUCCGUCAUGGCUCUGUGCAAGUCCGUCUAUGAGAAAAUGUUCUUGUGGAUGGUCGUCAGAAUCAACGAGAUGUUGGACACUAAGCAGUCCAGAAGCUACUUCAUUGGUGUCCUGGAUAUUGCUGGGUUUGAAAUCUUUGAUUUCAACAGUCUGGAGCAGCUGUGCAUCAACUUCACCAAUGAGAAACUGCAACAGUUUUUCAACCACCACAUGUUCGUCCUGGAGCAGGAAGAAUACAAGAAAGAAGGAAUUGAAUGGGAGUUCAUUGACUUUGGUAUGGACUUGGCUGCCUGCAUUGAGCUUAUUGAGAAGCCAAUGGGCAUCUUCUCCAUCCUUGAAGAGGAGUGCAUGUUCCCCAAGGCAACAGACAUAACCUUCAAGAGCAAACUGUACGACCAGCAUCUUGGUAAAAGUGCCCCCUUCCAGAAACCCAAACCUGCCAAAGGCAAAGCUGAGGCUCACUUCUCUCUGGUCCACUAUGCUGGAACUGUGGAUUACAACGUUAAUGGUUGGCUGGACAAGAACAAAGACCCCCUGAAUGACUCAGUGGUCCAGCUCUACCAGAAGUCAUCGGUCAAACUGCUGUCUUACCUGUACGCAACACAUGCCGCAACAGAAGCUGAAGGCAGCACCAAGAAAGCCGGGAAGAAGAAGGGCGGUUCUUUUCAGACUGUGUCAGCUUUGUUCAGGGAGAAUUUGGGCAAGCUUAUGACAAACCUGAGGAGCACACACCCUCAUUUUGUACGCUGUCUUAUCCCCAAUGAAUCCAAGACACCAGGUCUGAUGGAGAACUUCCUGGUCAUCCACCAGCUCAGGUGUAACGGUGUGCUGGAAGGUAUCAGGAUCUGCAGGAAAGGAUUUCCCAGCAGGAUCCAAUAUGGUGACUUCAAGCAGAGGUACAAAGUACUGAAUGCUAGCGUCAUCCCUGAGGGUCAGUUCAUCGACAACAAGAAGGCCUCAGAGAAACUCUUGGGUUCUAUUGAUGUAGAUCACACUCAGUACAAGUUUGGACACACCAAGGUGUUCUUUAAAGCUGGACUUCUGGGAACUCUAGAGGAGAUGAGAGAUGAGAAACUGGCUGCGUUGGUUACAAUGACCCAAGGUCUGUGCAGAGGUUUCCUGAUGAGACGUGAGUUUGUCAAGAUGAUGGAAAGAAGGGAGGCCAUUUUUGCUAUUCAGUACAACAUCCGCUCAUUCAUGAAUGUCAAGACCUGGCCAUGGAUGAAGCUGUACUUCAAGAUCAAGCCUCUCCUGAAGAGUGCAGAGACUGAGAAGGAGAUGGCCCAGAUGAAGGAGGACUUUGAAAAAACCAAAGAGGACCUAGCAAAGGCUCUGGCCAAGAAGAAGGAACUGGAGGAGAAGAUGGUUUCCCUUCUGCAGGAGAAGAAUGACCUGCAGCUGCAAGUGCAGUCUGAAAGUGAAAACCUGACUGAUGCAGAGGAAAGGUGUGAGGGACUCAUUAAAACCAAAAUCCAGAUGGAGGCCAAGCUCAAAGAGACGUCUGAGAGACUGGAGGACGAAGAGGAAAUGAACGCAGAGUUGACUGCAAAGAAGAGGAAGCUGGAGGACGAAUGCUCUGAGCUGAAGAAAGACAUCGAUGACUUGGAGCUCACCUUAGCCAAAGUGGAGAAGGAGAAACAUGCCACUGAGAACAAGGUGAAAAAUCUCACAGAGGAAAUGGCAUCUCAAGAUGAGUCCAUUGCCAAGUUGACCAAAGAGAAGAAAGCUCUCCAAGAGGCCCAUCAGCAGGUACUUGAUGACCUUCAGGCAGAGGAAGACAAAGUCAACACUCUGACAAAGGCCAAGACCAAGCUGGAGCAGCAAGUGGACGAUCUUGAAGGUUCCCUGGAGCAAGAGAAGAAGCUCCGUAUGGAUCUUGAGAGAGCAAAGAGAAAACUGGAGGGAGAUCUGAAACUGGCCCAUGAAUCCAUAAUGGACCUGGAGAAUGACAAGCAGCAGUCUGAUGAGAAAAUAAAGAAAAAAGACUUUGAGAUAAGCCAGCUCCUGGGCAGAAUUGAGGAUGAGCAGUCGCUUGGAAUCCAGCUUCAGAAAAAGAUAAAGGAACUUCAAGCUCGUAUCGAGGAGCUGGAGGAGGAGAUCGAGGCUGAGAGAGCUGCUCGGGCCAAGGUGGAGAAGCAGAGGUCUGAUCUCUCCAGGGAACUGGAGGAGAUCAGUGAGCGGCUGGAAGAAGCUGGAGGAGCAACAUCUGUGCAGAUUGAGAUGAACAAGAAGCGGGAGGCAGAGUUCCAGAAGCUGCGUCGUGAUCUCGAAGAGUCCACCCUGCAGCACGAGGCUACGGCCGCAGCUCUGCGCAAGAAGCAGGCCGACAGUGUGGCCGAGCUGGGAGAACAGAUCGAUAAUCUCCAGAGAGUCAAACAGAAGCUGGAGAAGGAGAAAAGUGAGUUCAAGAUGGAGAUCGACGAUCUCUCCAGCAACAUGGAGUCUGUAGCCAAAGCAAAGGGAAACCUGGAAAAGAUUUGCAGGACCCUGGAGGACCAACUGAGCGAGCUGAAGUCCAAGAAUGAUGAGAAUGUUCGUCAGCUCAAUGAUCUGAGUGUUCAAAGAGCGAGACUUCAAACUGAAAACGGUGAAAUCAGUCGUCAGCUGGAGGAGAAAGAAGCUCUUGUUUCCCAGUUGACGAGAGGCAAACAGGCGUACACCCAGCAGAUCGAGGAGCUGAAGAGACACAUAGAAGAGGAAAUAAAGGCCAAGAACGCCCUGGCUCACGCUGUUCAGUCGUCCCGCCAUGACUGUGACCUCCUCAGGGAGCAGUUUGAGGAGGAGCAGGAGGCCAAGGCUGAGCUGCAGAGAGCUCUGUCCAAGGCCAACAGCGAGGUGGCGCAGUGGAGAACCAAAUAUGAGACUGAUGCCAUUCAGCGCACUGAGGAGUUGGAGGAGGCCAAGAAAAAGUUGGCUCAGCGUCUCCAGGACGCAGAAGAAGCCAUCGAGGCUGUGAAUGCAAAAUGUGCUUCACUGGAAAAGACCAAGCAGAGGCUGCAGGGUGAAGUGGAGGAUCUGAUGAUCGACGUGGAGAGAGCUAACGCUCUGGCUGCCAACCUGGACAAGAAGCAGAGGAACUUUGACAAGGUUCUGGCUGAAUGGAAGCAAAAGUAUGAAGAAAGCCAGGCCGAGUUAGAAGGAGCCCAGAAGGACGCACGCUCGAUGAGCACAGAGUUGUUCAAAAUGAAAAACUCGUAUGAAGAAUCUCUGGAUCAUCUGGAGACUCUGAAGAGGGAGAACAAGAACCUGCAACAGGAGAUCUCAGACCUGAGUGAGCAGCUGGGUGAAACCGGUAAGACGAUUCACGAGCUGGAUAAGGGAAAGAAGACUGUGGAGCUGGAGAAAUCAGAGAUCCAGACGGCUCUGGAGGAGGCAGAGGCUACUCUGGAGCACGAGGAGUCCAAGAUUCUCCGUGUUCAACUGGAGCUGACUCAGGUGAAGAGUGAGGUCGAGAGGAAACUCGCAGAGAAGGACGAGGAGAUGGAGCAGAUCAAGAGGAACAGCCAGAGGGUGAUCGAGUCCAUGCAGAGCACAUUAGACGCCGAGGUGAGGAGCAGGAACGACGCCAUGAGAGUCAAGAAGAAGAUGGAGGGAGACCUGAACGAGAUGGAGAUUCAGCUGAGCCACGCCAACCGCCAGGCCGCUGAGGCUCAGAAACAGCUGAGAAAUGUUCAAGGACAGCUGAAGGACGCUCAGCUGCACCUGGACGAAGCCAUAAGAAGCCAGGAAGACAUGAAGGAGCAGGUGGCCAUGGUGGAGCGCAGGAACAACCUGAUGGUGGCCGAGAUUGAAGAGCUGAGAGUCGCACUGGAGCAGACGGAGAGAGGCCGCAAGGUGGCCGAGCAGGAGCUGAUUGAUGCCAGUGAGCGUGUGGGACUGCUGCACUCUCAGAACACCAGCCUUAUCAACACCAAGAAGAAGUUGGAGACCGACCUGGUCCAAAUUCAAGGAGAAGUAGAAGAUGCGGUUCAGGAAGCAAGAAACGCUGAAUAAAAGGCCAAGAAGGCCAUCACUGAUGCUGCCAUGAUGGCUGAGGAGCUGAAGAAGGAGCAGGACACCAGCGCUCACUUGGAGAGGAUGAAGAAGAACAUGGAGGUGACGGUGAAGGACCUGCAG
Molecule: messenger RNA, 5473 nt
Organism: Cynoglossus semilaevis (tongue sole)
Lineage: Eukaryota; Metazoa; Chordata; Actinopteri; Pleuronectiformes; Cynoglossidae
Product: myosin heavy chain, fast skeletal muscle-like
Exons: 36
Coding region: 86-5350 (1754 amino acids)
Cellular component (GO): cytoplasm; myosin II complex; myosin filament
Molecular function (GO): microfilament motor activity; actin filament binding; ATP binding
Source: RefSeq, a predicted model, not a curated record